UAGUUUGGUCUUUUCGAGUUUCCGUAUAUACAACCACAAUAAUAUUUCACGACUUUCCGAGACCCCUGUUAAGCGUCUAUGUAACUAACUACCGAAAGAUUGUCACCAUGCCACUGACAAAUUCUGAAAAGCAAAGGAGAAGGAGAAUUAUGAGGAGGUCACGAGUCUGUUCAUCAUCUACUGAAGAUGGAUCCAAUGGAUAAAUAUGGGACAUAUGAAAGCAGUGGUCAACCAGAAGAGCGUUUUGAUCACUCACUGCAUUGGAGUGAGGUUAAAGAGGAGGCUGAAGAAUGUUCGAUUUCAGCUGUGUCGUUAGGAGUUGAAACAUCCCAGGUCUGUCUAAAGGAGGACCCUGAUGAACAAGAUCCCUCAUUUGACACAGUUUCAGACACCUAUGGAGUCACAGACCAAGAGCGUGGACAUAAAGGCAUGACAUAUCUCAAAGUAAAGUUGCCGCCUUCUCCAGUCAAAGAGGAGUCUGAAGAAUGUUCCCAUCUGCCAGUAGAUGAAGAGGAAGUUGCCUUAAUUACAGUUAAGGAAGAAGAGAAUGAAGACUGGUUGAAGUCAGAAGAUGAGGAUGUUGUGAAAAUGUCAGUGUCUUGGGAACCGUUGGAAACAUCAUCAUGCUCGGAUACAGAGGACAGUGAGAUGGAAAGUGAUAAUGUGAAAGACUGUGAAAACCAUGAGAGUGACAUUUCAGGAGAUUUAAAGAUUGAAGAUUGUAGCAGGAUUGAUCCAGGGAUGACGCCAGAUACAGAUGUGAAAGCUAAUGCUGUCGAUUUCAGUGAAUCUAAAGGGGGGUCCUCAUUCUACCCAUGCCCCCAUUGUACACUUGGUUUCACCAUAGAACGUUUUUUCCAUGGGCACCUCAAGAGAGCCCAUCCUGAAGAGUACAUCGCUCUGCUGAAGUCUGGGGAAAUAAUAGCAACAAAAAAAAAGUGUUCACAGCUGCCCCCAGCCACAUGCCCACAAUGUAGCAAGAGCUUCUCCAAUAAAUAUGUUAUGGAAAAGCAUCAGAGGAGUCACACAGGAGAGAAGCCAUAUCACUGUGCAGACUGUGGGAAGAGCUACGUCUUUGCUGAUUCACUCAAAAAACAUAAAAAAAGAUGUGGGAAAGGAUUCCGAAGACAAACCCAACUGACCAGCCAUGAAACGAUCCCCACAGGAGAGAGACCAUAUAAAUGCUCUCAGUGUGGAAAAGGAUACCGAACACCAGCCAGUCUAAAAGCACACCGGAAAACCCACCCAGGAGAAAAGCCUUAUCAGUGCUCUCAGUGUGACAAAUGUUUUGGCUUUUCCAGAGACCUUAAGAGACACAGAUGGACUCACACUAGUGAGAGACCAUAUAAAUGCUUUGAGUGUGGCAAAGGAUUCGUCGAACAAACCCAACUGACUAGCCAUGAGCUUAUCCACACAGGAGAGAGACCGUAUAAAUGCUCUCAGUGUGCAAAAGGAUACCGAAGACCAGCCCAUCUAAAAAGACAUAAAAUGACCCACACUUAAUGAUUGCCUCAGGGGUAAGAAGUCAUUCUACUGGCUGGAAGAUUUGAUAACUUGGAACUUUGAUAUGCCUGUAGAGUAUAUUAACUCUGGAACUUUGAUAUUCCUGUAGUAUAUAUGUUAUAUAAAGUUCAACAAUAUAUUGAAAAAUUUGCUACAUCGAAAAUUAUAUAUCUUCAAUAUUUAUAUUUUAAAAUAUUUAUAAAUUAAUGUUAGAAAUGGUUAUUUAAAUAAAAAUAUUACUCAUAUUACAGAGCAAGCAGUAAAGCUUCAUAUCACACCAAUUUUGGUUUUGUAGCACCUACAGAUGAAACAUUAUGGAGUCUUAUAGGAGGCCUACUGUAGGUAAGGCCAAAUUGUCACAAAUAUUCCAACUUCAAUUCAUGUUUUCUCAAUUAUGCUUUAAGAUGCAAAUAUCAAAUAUAGGUCAACAAUGCUUCCUCCAAAGGACCCUUCUAUGGAUUAAAUUUAAUGAAAAUCCCCCCUAAUUUUUUGUUGUUGUUCUAGUUUAUCAGUGCUCUGUGACAAAUGUUUUGAUUUUAUUUUUAUAGAGAUCUUACAAGACAUCAGUUGACACAUACAGGCGACGGGGCGUGAGCCAGGUGCCCACUCUGUCCAAUGGCAAAGUUGGCACGAAACAAAAUUGACGUAAUUAAGCAUAUGUAGUAAUGAGUAGGAUUCUGUGUUUUCCCAUUGCAAAUAGUGAUUGCUUUUUAUAACAAUGCGUUAUCUGCCAUCCUAAUGAUAACCCAUUUAUUUUUUGGAAAAGAGAUGUAUAUUUCUGGAAGAUGCAUCAUGCUGCCUUGUUGACAACAUGACCGAACAACGCAGAUUAGGCUACUUCCCUUCCCUUCCCGCUUUCGACCAAUGACAUCAUGGGCCAGUGUAAAAGAACUCCCUCAAUGUGAAAAAUGUUGCGGUAGGAAAUGGUAAUUGACAUACCAACAGCGGAAACACAGCAUAGAGAGGCCUUACCACUGCUCUGAGUGUGGACAGAGCUUUAGCUUAAGGGGGAUCUUUAAAUACCACCAGCAGAGCCACACAGGGAAGAAGACGUUUCACUGCACUCAGUGUGACAAGAGUUUCUCCUCAUUCACAGUGGAACCAAAACACUGGUCUGCUCUUACAGUGGGAAAUAGUUCAACCAGGAUGGGAACUUAAAAAAACAUCACCAACGAUUCUGUAUAAAGACAUUAGAGCACCCCCAUCUGUGGAAGUACUGAUAUGAUCUUUAGUGAGUAGGUGUAAUAGGAAUUAUUAAGUCUGUUACUAUUGGUACGUUGGUCUCUAGUUCAAAAUCAUUGAAGAUAGGCAUGUUCGUUCUCUGACACAACCGGGUCUUUCUAGAAAUAAUGGGGCCAAUGUGUGACAUUGGGAUCAAAUUUUCAAAAUUAAAAUUAUUUUCAUGCAGUUCCACAUGUGUACUUAGAGGAAUAAAAGUUAAUACAGUGGGGGAAAAAAGUAUUUAGUCAGCCACCAAUUGUGCAAGUUCUCCCACUUAAAAAGAUGAGAGAGGCCUGUAAUUUUCAUCAUAGGUA
Molecule: messenger RNA, 3038 nt
Organism: Salmo salar (Atlantic salmon)
Lineage: Eukaryota; Metazoa; Chordata; Actinopteri; Salmoniformes; Salmonidae
Biological process (GO): regulation of transcription by RNA polymerase II
Molecular function (GO): DNA-binding transcription factor activity; RNA polymerase II cis-regulatory region sequence-specific DNA binding
Source: RefSeq, a predicted model, not a curated record